Messenger RNA from Meloidogyne enterolobii, 1002 nucleotides. NCBI's taxonomy places the organism in Eukaryota, Metazoa, Nematoda, Chromadorea, Rhabditida, Meloidogynidae. The record is from the annotation of a GenBank genome assembly.
UCUCACAUGUCACAUUCUUAUUCUAAUCAUCAAAGAAUGGCUACAAUACCUCCAAAUAAUUUGACAAUUUGCAAUAUUGACGGAACUCCGAUCCAAAAUGCUGGAAAUUUUUUAACAAAUAAUAGUGGAGCACAUUCUUGGCAGACAGAACAGACAAUUAAUCUCGAAACUAUUAAUCUCGAUGAAUUUGAUAAUGAACACUUUAAUUUGCUAAACUUUAUCAAUGACGGAUCUUCACCUCUAGAAGAAUCUGGCCCGAGAUUAGAAGACGACGAAAUUCAAAAACAGAAGGCUGAAGCUCUUUAUGCACAAUAUCAAUACGAUCAAAUGAUGUUUGCUAAUCAACAUUUACAACAAAGAAAUGAUUUCGGGCCCAAUGAAUUUGUGACAGCCUCUGUACCUUCUUCCUGCUUUGGAGAAGCUGGUAUUGGCCCGAGAUUGGAAGCGGGCGGGCCUGUUCGAGAUGAGGAAGAAGAGGAAGUGAGGAGGAGACUUUUGGAACCUCCAAACACUUCUAGUUUGGUUCCGAGUACUUCCAAUGCUUCAAUGCAAAAGCUUCUUCGUGUGCCGGUUGUAAAAGAGGAGCCUUUCAAGGAUGAGCCGUUAGAACAAGAUAAUGUCAACGUUUCUCAAGUUUUUGGUUCUUCUUCCUCACGUGCUUCAAGCGUUGCCAGUAGCGUUUUUACUUCAGUACUUUCAGCAUCACAUUCCGGAACUCCACGAAAAUAUCGGAUUAAAUCAGAUAAAGAAAAGUCUAAUCCAAUGUAUAGACUUAAACGUUUAAAGAAUAACGAUGCUGUGCGUCGUAGUAGAGACAAGGCAAGACAACAACAAAUGGCAAAGGAGCACAGGCUUCUAUUUCUGGAACAUGAGACGCGUGAACAGGCAGUUUUGAUACAAGAAUUGAAAGGCCAGAAUGCCGAGCUUAAGGACGAAUUUCAAAAAAUUAGACAAAAUUGUAGGUGUGGGGCUAUAAAUUUAAGUGAACAACAAAGGCAUUAA